AAAAUUGUCUAUUCUUACCUAUAUAUUAUUCUCCUUAACUAAUUCUUAUAACACUAACAAGAACAACUGAACAUUUUUGCAGAGAAGAAAAUUCUGAAAAAUGGGCGGAAGAGCUACUUAUAUGGAUCUUCCGAUGACUCAAAUUAAAAAUUCAUCCGCGGCGGUGCUCCACACUCUGUGUCCUUCUUCUUCAUCUUCUACAAUUAAUUUUCCAGUCUCCAUUAAUAACAACACAUCACCUCUUACUGUUGCACAAUCUUCCUGUGAAACUUGCUGCGCUCAUGGCAAAGAAGAAGAUAAGAGAGCAAGUACUGUUAGGUUUUUGUAUAAUGAUGUUUUUGGUUCUGUUCCAUCUCAAUUUGAAGUUGAAACUGCCGUAGCUGCUCUUGAAAAGUUUGUUAUGAAGGGAUUUUCUUCGUGUGGUGUGUUGCAAGUGUUGGAUACAUAUGUUAGAGUUGAGGAUGCUUUUCGUUUGCUGCAAACUGACCCUGUAAUUAAGAAGCUGGUGGUCUCACUAUCGUCUGAUAAAGCUGUAUGGAAUGCUAUUCUCAACAAUCAGACGCUGCGGCAGAUUCGAGGAUCGCUCCUCUGUCUAGCUGAAAAUUGUAGGAUUCAAGGCAGUAAUCAAGAAAGGGAUGCUGUUACCUGUAUAUUGGAUUGGAUUCUGAGCAUUACCAACUCUACAUUUUCUGAACUUGUACUGAAAUUUCAGUCAUUGAUGAAUGAGAUUUUCAAAUCUCCGGAGAAGAAGAGAACACCUGCAGCAAAUAGGAGAAAGGAUGUAGAUGACAAAAUUGGAUCAUCAUUGUUUCUCUCAGUUGUAAUACUCAUGAUUGUGGUUAUGGCAAGGCUUCUCAGGAUUUGAUUUA
This is a messenger RNA of Mercurialis annua (annual mercury), 869 nucleotides long. RefSeq lists its product as uncharacterized. The transcript is spliced from 4 exons. Lineage: Eukaryota; Viridiplantae; Streptophyta; Magnoliopsida; Malpighiales; Euphorbiaceae. The coding region runs from base 101 to 865 and encodes 254 amino acids. The record is from RefSeq and is a predicted model, not a curated record.